UGGGAGAGAAGACACGUCGGAUGAGAUAUUCAAUUUUAAAUGUUCGCCUUGUCUGGCAAAUAAUCGGAAUAGAGAAGCUGUGAAAUAUUGCGUGGGAUGUCAGGGAUAUUAUUGUCAGUCUUAUGCUGACACUAUGCAUAUGAUGCCUGGUUUAAAAGGUCACACGCUUUUGGAUAAGUCGAAUUGCAAAUCAUCAAGUCUUCCAGCAGGAUUACCAGCAGUACCGACGGAGAGAUGCAGCAAUCAUGAGACAAAGAUCGUGGACAUGUACUGUGGUAAUCAUGAUGAGGUUGGUUGUACAACUUGCAUGGCUUUAAGCCACAGGUCUUGAGCUGAUGUGCAGUCCAUUCCAGAUAUUGUCGAUAGUAAAUUUCAAACGACAGAUGUUGACAAAAUACACCAAAAGUUGCAAGACCUGAAGAUGAUGAUGGAGAAAAUUAUGAAAACUAGACAAAGACAGAUAGAAGACUUAAAGAAGUCUAAGACCGAAGAAAUAAUGGUGAUAAAGGACUUUCGAAAAGACAUGGACACAAUUCUUGAACAACUAGAAAAGGAAUCGAUUAAAGAAUUGGAGAGGAAGUUCGUAGAAGAAGAAUCGAAACUACUGGAAGAGAAGAGGAAUGCAGAAACUGAAUUAGAUAGUCUGAAACAAGCAGUGAACGACUUGAAGAAAUCAGAAGGAAACAAAGCUCAACAAUUUGUCUCCAUGAAAAUGUCCCUGCCAAGUAUCGCAAAAAUGGAAGACGUUUCUAGUUCAUUGCAAACAAGUGUUGAUGCAAAUAUAUCCUUUAGCUUUGAUCCUGCUAUACUAAAAUUUCUACACCAAUUGAAAACGUAUGGAUCGGUUCGACAUGAUUCUGCUACUGCAAGGACAACCGUCUAUUCUGUUAAAAGUAUCGAGAAUUUAAACAUCAGAGGUCAGAAUGACAAGAAAACAUGUUGUGUUUUUAGAUCCUGUCUAACAGACGAUGGAUCACUACUGUUAGCAGAUAAUACCAAUAAUAAGAUUAAACGUGCAGAUGUUGUAAAAAUGUCAGUGACAGAUUAUUGUUGUGUUCCUGCUGGACCUGCUGGCAUUUGUUGUACAAGUAAAAGUGAAGCUGCAGUCUGCCUGGACAAUAGAACAAUUCAGUUUGUCUCCCUUGGUAAGAACAUGACAACCACCCGUCAACUAAAUGUGACCCACACUUGCUUUGGCAUUGCUUUUAAGGAUGAUAAACUAUACAUAACUAACAAAGGCCAGUCAUUAUACAUACACGAUAUGACAGGCAACGUGCUGCAAAAGGUAACUCAAGACAACGCCGGGCACAGCAUUUUUUUAACCCCCCGAAAUGUUGCUGUCAGUGAUGUUAAUGAAAAUGUGUUUGUUGCUGGUUAGGGUAAAGGUCUAAUUAUUAUUGAUGGACAAGGAAAGCACUGUCAGACGUUGACUGACUCGGAGUUAAACUUAGCAAGUGGAGUUUGUACAGAUCGUAAAGGAAACCUGUUUGUGUCCGGGUAUGGUUCAAAUAACGUGAUACAGAUAGGGAAAGACGGGAAGAAAAUAGGCGUGGUCGUGAACCCAUCUAAUGGACUUGUCCAUCCAGAAUCAGUUUGUUUUGACACAAGACAAUGCAAAUUAAUGAUUUCCCAAAACGGCAACGAUAAUGUCAAAGUAAUCUCUUUGCAAUAAAGAGUGGUUAUAUGACGAUAUUUUGCUAGUAUAAGUACAUCAUGUUUUUUUUUUAUAUAUACAACAUUGUGCCUAGCAUUUGAAUGUAAUCAAAGAAUGCUGAUAAGUACAACAACAGUUACUGUAGUUAACAUAUCAAGUUAUGCUUAAUUCUUGACAAACAAAAACAAGAAGAAAAUUUGACAUGGAGUGUUUCUGAAAAAAAUGUCAAAGCAGCGCGAUGUUGAAAUUAGUUCUCAUUCUAGAAUCGCUAGGCAUGAUUGUUACUAAAUGAAGAAAGUCAAGCUGUGUACAUUAUAUGAUAAAGAACGGUUUACGCACGGACCGUUCUGAAGGAGCAUUAUGACGUCAAAAAUGACGUCAAAUUGCAUCGUGACGUCCGGUUUAUUACAACUCAGAUCAAUAAAGCCUAGCAUGAUUUUUUUUCAAAUUACCUCAGUGGACAAGUAUGAAUGUAAACAAUUAAGGUCUUCUUGCAGUUUAUCGCCUAAUUUACCAUGAUUCAUAAUUUAAGUGCAUAUAUAAUUUACAACUCGGGCUAAAGCCCUCGUGGUUCAAUUCCUUUGCAUCUGAACACCGAACCAUAAUUAAUCAGACGAUAAAUAACCCGAAGGCUUUGAAUAUUUGUAACGUAUAAUAUAUAAAUGUUUUAUUGCGUUCAGCAAUUAACCUGCACAGAGUACUGCGUGCCAUAUUUUUAUUAUUACUGUCAAGUGACAGAAAUAUAAUGUUUUCAUUUUUGUUUCUGAAUGUGCCGAUGGAAGAUUUGUACGAUUGUUUCUUUGUUAGACUUUCAAAUGUUAUGUAUGUGGGUUCAGACGGGUAUAUACAACCUUGGGACUUCUGACAAAUUCAUGAGUCACGACAGGUCCUGAUUUUAAAUCUUAAAACAAAUGUUGAAUAUAAUCAAAAAUGAGUAGUCGCAUUGUUUCAGUUUGAAUCUUUACCAUAAAAAAAUGAAUUGUAGCUGUAGGUGAAUUUUUUGUUUGUUUUAGUUGACGAGUUCACAUUUUAUAACGAUGCCAUUUUGUCUGCGUAAUUCUGUGAAUGACGCAGUUAAUCGCGGGGAAAAUUGUCCCUAGAAGUCAUUGCACAAAAAUUGUUUAUAUACGAACUUUCGUUACAAAGUACA
Molecule: messenger RNA, 2804 nt
Organism: Mercenaria mercenaria
Lineage: Eukaryota; Metazoa; Mollusca; Bivalvia; Venerida; Veneridae
Exons: 2
Coding region: 422-1378 (318 amino acids)
Source: RefSeq, a predicted model, not a curated record